UGGCAAUGUCGCAAGAUCAAAGGAACCAAAAAUAAUUAUUUCAUGUAUGCAAUUUACAAUUCCUCGGUGCAUUUUCAAGUUCUAGAAUGAUACAAGCACCAGUCCUCUUCUCGCAUACCUCAAACCUUAUUAGUACAAAUUUUUGCGCAAAAUUGUUAUAUUCAAGCUUCAAUUCGUGACUUAUAUAUGUCGUGUGUUUCUAUGGAUAAAUUUUGUCAUUGAUUGAUAUUUGAUAGAGUAAAUUAUUAUGCGCACCAACUGUUUGUUAAAAUUCUUGAGACUUGCUCUUUCUCAUGAUUUAGAUUGAAUUAAGAUUAAGUUGUUCAGUUCCUGCUGAAUUGGGUUCUGUUUUGUUUGUAGAAAUUUCUUGGAGAAAUCUUGUAUAAAGCUACAAUUCCUGGAUCACAACAUCUUGAACCAGAUGUUGAACAAAGCUGUAUUCUCUGUACUAUCAUCACCAUUACGUAACAGAAACUUCUUCCUUAAUUUGAUCAGUAAAUCAACAACAUUCACAAAUCUUGAGCAAAUUCAUGCCCAACUUUACAUCAACAGUUUGAAUUCUGAUGUUAUAACAGUCACUAAGUUCACUCAAAAGCUUUGUGACAUUGGAGCUAUACACUAUGCUAAUCUGCUUGUUUCCACAACAUCAAAUCCUGAUCUUUUCCUUUACAAUGUCCUUAUUCGUGGGUUUUCUGUUAACCAUUUAUUCUCUUCUUCGGUUUCAGUCUAUUCCCAAUUGCGACGAAACACGACACUAAAGCUUGAUCAUUUCACUUAUGCUUUCGUUAUUUCUGCUUCUGAAUCACUCGGGCAUGAAAGGAUUGGUAUGUUACUUCAUGCUCACUCGAUCAUUGAUGGGUUUGGUUCUGAUAUGUUUGUUGGGUCUGCAGUUAUUGACAUGUAUCUUAAUUGUUCCAAAAUUGGAUUUGCAUACAAAGUGUUUGAUACUGUGCGUCAAAGAGAUACAGUGUUGUGGAAUACUAUGAUAUCUGGUUUGGUGAAGAAUUGCUGUUAUGUUGAAUCUAUCCGUUUAUUUCGUGAUAUGGUUGGUAGUGUUACUCGAUUUGAUUCCUCCACUUUGUCUGUCAUUCUUCCUGCUGUUGCGGAGUUGCAUGAUUUGAAGAUGGGGAAGGGAAUGCAAUGUUUAGCUAUUAAAGCAGGGUUGAAUUCUCAUGUUUAUGUUCAAACCGGUCUUGUUUCUCUUUAUUCAAAAUGUGGGGAUGUAUCCACUGCUAGAUUGCUGUUUGAACAGAUCACGAAACCAGAUUUGGCAUGCUAUAACGCAUUGAUUUCCGGGUAUACAUGUAAUGGAAAAACUGUGUCUUCAGUUAAUCUUUUUAAAGAACUGAUGCUUUCAAGAGAGAAGGUGAACUGUAGUACAAUUGUUGGACUUAUUCCAGUUGGUUCACCUUUUGGCCAUCUAAAUUUGACGUCCACCAUCCAUUCUUUUUGUAUCAAAAAUGGAAUUAUAGGAAAAUCAUCUGUUUCAACCGCAAUAAUCACAGUAUAUAGUAGGUUAAAUGAGAUCGAAAGGGCUAGAAAACUUUUUGAUGAGUCACCUCAGAGACCCUUGGAAGCUUGGAAUGCUAUGAUAUCAGGUUAUACUCAGAAUGGCUUGCCUGAAAUGGCAAUAUCACUUUUUCAGAAAAUGCAAAAAGGCGAUCUUUGUCCAAAUUCUGUUACAUUUACUAGUAUCCUAUCAGCAUGUGCACAACUUGGAGCACUUAGUCUAGGAAAGUGGGUUCAUGAACUAAUAAACAAGGAGAGAUUAGAAUCUUGUGUAUACAUUUCAACUGCUUUAAUUGACAUGUAUGCGAAGUGUGGAAGUAUAACCAAGGCUCGGGAAUUGUUUGAUGACAUGCCAGAGAAAAAUGUGGUGUCAUGGAAUGCUAUGAUUACGGGUUAUGGCCAUCACGGGCUUGGAAAUGAGGCAGUGAGCCUUUUCAACAAGAUGUUGGAGUCAGGAAUUUCUCCAAGUAGAGUGACAUUUCUUUGUGUUUUAUAUUCUUGUAGUCAUGCUGGCUUAGUUAGUGAAGGAAAUGCUAUUUUUCAUUCAAUGGUUCAAGAUUAUCAUUUGGAGCCAGUAGCUCAGCAUUAUGCCUGCAUGGUUGAUCUCUUUGGCCGGGCAGGACAACUAGAUAAGGCUUUGAAGUUUAUUGAGAAUAUGCCUGUCAAACCCAGUUCAGUCGAAUGGGGAGCAUUACUUGGUGCAUGCAUGGUUCACAAAGAUACAAACCUGGCACGCAUGGCUUCCGACAGGUUGAUUGAGUUAGACCCAGAAAAUGUGGGGUACUAUGUGUUGCUUUCCAACAUUUAUUCAGCUGAUCGCCACUACGAAAAUGCUGCUUCUGUUCGACAAGUAGCCAAGAAGAGAAGGCUAACAAAGAUACCUGGGUGCACUUUAAUAGAGGUAGGUGGCACCCCAUAUGUCUUUAAAUGUGGUGAUCGCUCCCAUCCACAAACAGCUGCAAUAUAUGCGAAGCUGGAGAAGUUGAUGGCGAAAAUGAGGGAGGCUGGGUAUCAGCCUGAGACUCUGACAGCAUUGCAUGAUGUUGAGGAGGAAGAGAAGGAAUUCAUGGUGAAUGUACAUAGUGAGAAGUUAGCUAUAGCUUUUGGGCUUAUAUGUACAGAGCCAGGAACUGAAAUCAGGAUCUUCAAGAAUCUAAGGGUUUGUUUGGAUUGUCAUACGGCAACCAAAUUCAUCUCUAGGAUCACUGGAAGAACCAUUAUUGUUAGAGAUGCCAAUAGGUUCCACCAUUUCAAAGACGGAAACUGUUCUUGCGGAGAUUAUUGGUGAAUUUAAUGUGACUGUUCAGAUUAAGUUAUGUGGCAUGCUCUAAAGUAGGUGAGACACUUCUGUUUACCAUUUCUUUGAAGAAUAUUCUGUAUACAGCAUGCCAUAUGAUUGCACCCGUUCCAAUCAUGGCUAGAAUAAUAAAGUGACUAAGCUUAUUUCCAUGGCUGCUUGUAGUUGUGCUUAAGUGACUAAGCUGUGAUGCCUUCUCUUGUUAUACGUGGGUCUAGUGCCAUUCAUUACAUCUCGUCAUGACAGUGCGGGAUAUUUUAAUGUGUAUGGAGAUUAUCUCCAUGGCUUGACAUUGGCUCUGGCUAUUAUUUUGAAAGGGUUAUUAUUAUAAUUAACAUUGACAUGCAUGUCUUGUCUUUCUGUUCCAUGUUAAUUUAUGGGCAUUGAUUCCAUACCUUACAGAGAUAAGUGAUUAAUGAUGGUGAUCACAUAUUACACACUACCAUUUAAUAUGUAAUUGAGAAUUCUGCUGUUGCACAAAUUUGUUAGCUUGGAUUUCUUCUUUUAUGAAGAUUUGAGGGUUUUAUUUUGUUUUGAACAGCUUAACUUUUUUUGCGAGCUUUUUUAAUAGCUCAAAGACUACAUCCAGUGUUGCAGUAAUUAGUCUUUUGAACUUCAGCAGGGCAACUAGACUUGUUCAACCAACUCCUGGUUAGUUUUUUCUUGCCUUAAUUUUUUUUACUAAUUAUGGGGAAAAUGAAUUGAGCAUUUCAAAAUUGGUGUAUUAUGGCAUUUUCUUUGUCUUCUCAAAUUUGACAGUUCAGCUUCUAGGAUUGAGCAUGUAGCUCAUGAAAUAACGAGAUUUUCACAAUGCACAAAUCAUUUUGAGAAGAUCCAUGGACCAUUACCAACCUUUCUUAGAAGGGUGGGUGAAUUUUGUUUUACUUUCACGGCAAAAUCUAUACUUCCUCUUAAAAGCCAAAACAAUUUAAACUCUAUUUAAUAAUUAUUUAGUUAGCUUAAUGGUUGAGUUUUCAUUUUUACCCUUGUAAUAUAAUUUGAUUCCCAUCAACAUAACGGAUUAAUUCUAUAUCCUUUAUAGCUUAUAGGAAUUCUCUAGCCUACUCCUAAUUAAAAAUUUAAUAUUUUCAGGAAUUUUAUGCAUUCAAUGAUUGUAAUUUAAGGAAUUGUUAGUAUUUCAUAUUUUCAUUUUAAUUAGACUAGAUUGUAACGAUUUUAGAUCUUGUGCGUUUGCAUGAGAUGCAAACUAUGGUUUCUUAAUAACUCACUUCCAUUGCUAUGUUUAUGUUUCACUCUUAGAAUUGUAUUUACAUCAAAUGUAUGUAUAUAU
Molecule: messenger RNA, 4097 nt
Organism: Amaranthus tricolor (Joseph's coat)
Lineage: Eukaryota; Viridiplantae; Streptophyta; Magnoliopsida; Caryophyllales; Amaranthaceae
Product: pentatricopeptide repeat-containing protein At4g30700
Exons: 1
Coding region: 422-2797 (791 amino acids)
Biological process (GO): RNA modification
Molecular function (GO): RNA binding; protein binding; zinc ion binding
Source: RefSeq, a predicted model, not a curated record